Molecule: messenger RNA, 11004 nt
Organism: Pocillopora meandrina
Lineage: Eukaryota; Metazoa; Cnidaria; Anthozoa; Scleractinia; Pocilloporidae
Source: the annotation of a GenBank genome assembly
GGGCAAAUAAAUUGAAUUCAAAGCUGUUUGAUAGACGAAAGGUAGCUGGACGAUACCUUUGGGGCAUAAUUUUACAAAGUAAGACUUUUUUACGCUCGAAAGCCCUUAAGUUUAACGUUGAAAUGACUUAAACUUCGAUAUUUCAGGUAUAUAUUUUGACGAUGGCGUUGUUUCGUUCUAGGUCGUCCACAGACCGAAGCGUCCUUUGUGGGAGUAAGCGAUCAUGUCUUUUGAAGAUGCUGGUGAUCUGGCAUCCUUUGCUGCCAUUGCUGAGUCGGCGACUGCUAAUAGAGAAGGUAAGAUUAAAAGAGUAAAAACCGCGACUGACUUCGAUAAUUGACUAUCGAGCAAGCCAACUCUUGCCUCGCUCGGUGAUCGAGAUGGCGAACAUUUCGUCAUCGUAUUUCGCGUUAAUCAUUCAUAACAACAACCCACUUUUCUCGUGAAGAUCUUGCACAGUUUAGGAAGAUGUCUUGCAAGAAAACUAUACGAAAAGUGUUGUUGUUAUCCGGUACCCAGUCCUUCCUCUAGGAGGCAAGUCUUUCCCAGGUCUUCAAAAGAUUGAAGAGUUAUGGCGGUCGCCCCAGACUUCUUUCUCUACAAUAAAUAUCUUUCCCCAAUCUUUCUCAAUCCUACUAACAAGUGGAGUAUUUCUGUCUGGUAAUGAACAUCAUUCUGUGAUGGAUGAAUUACCCUGACUUUUCACCGACACUGUUGUGUUAUAUUUCAUUAUCGAUGCUGUUGUCGAAGGUCCUUCUUCAACUGUCUUCGUUCUGCAUGAUGCUCUGUGACAUUUCAAGUUGAAAAGGACGGUUUCAGACAUCAAUAUUUGCUCGACAGGAGAGAAAUCAUUCUUACUUUACACUGACUUACAAAUGUGAGAGUUAUGCUUUGAUGUCGAAGCUUUCCAUAGCUUUCUAAAAUGGCAAUUAAAUGCAAGGUUAUACAAGAUGGUGGACGUGUAUUUUGCGCCAUUUUUUGUGAGGAAAUUUGCAUAACGUAGUGAAGGAAUUUGCAUGUACAACUUACCAACUUGAUCAUCGAAGUUUUGCAUUUUUCCAAGAUGAAGUUAUGUUAUAUUUGCGGCCUCCAGAGAUAUCUAAGUUUAAGAGGAUCGAGAAAUGUCUUAUUUCUCUGUAACUUCAAAUAGGCAAAGUGUAUACGAGUCAUAUUGUGCUUAUUAAGUGCUUUGUUUCUGUUUAAAAUACAAUAAAUCUAGUCAAAUUUGACUUCCAUUUGCAUUCAAUGAGUGGCCAUGGAUUUAACUGUUUCUGAGGAAUUUUUUCUUUGGGCAUCUAGUUGUAGUAUUAUCAAAUUCAAAAGGCUUUACUUUUAGAGGAAGGUUUUUUUCAUCCAAGCAAAAUAGAUUUGUUUUCAGAUGAUGAAAUUCAGAGGUCAAGAUCCCUUUUCAAAUGUCUCUAAACCGGUUUACUUUUUCACUAAAGUUCAAUUAGAGCAAUUAGGUUUAUUGGAGCUUAGCUACCAAUGCUGCUGUCUUUGGAAUAAUUCCCCAAGAACCACUAUUUAAUUACUAAUCACUACUUUGGGAAAAUGUAACAUAUAGUUUGAUGCUACUUUAGCUUGCUUGAAAUUCAACAAGAAAGCACAAGAAAGGAAUGAAAAUGUGACUUGUCCUAUAGGUAAUUGCUCAGUCAUUAUACAGAACAAAAUUUGACACAUUUCUAAAUAAUGUUGAUGAUUGAAAUAAAAAUGUCUGGUAUUCACUGGAAUGAUGUACAACUGUUUUACUCAUACAAUCUUUUGACUCUUGAGGUUCUUUCAGUGAUUUAAAAUGUUGGCACUUUCUUUAUUACACAAUUGAAUUGCUGAUUUCCUGAGUUGCAGGAGGGUCCUUGAACCCUACAAUAGGUCUGUGUUUUUUUAUACGUCCCUGAAAUGGACUAGCAUCACAUUCAGAAAAAAUGGCAGUGCUGAUAGAUUCAUCAUGCUCUCAGGAAGACCUGUUCCCCCUUCCCCCCCCUUCCACCCCCCUACCCACCUUUCCAUCUUUGGUUGAAAGGAAGAACAAGAUGAGCUUCAGUACAAAUUAAGGCCAUGUAAUAUCCUCUAUUUAAUUAGCAUGUGUUAUGAAAGUUACCAAAUUUUCAUUGGGAUGCUUGGGGACCUCUUUCUGGCCCUCUGUAAUACAUGACAACUGCCACUGCCAUUGAGCCUUUCUCACCUUAACCCUUUACGCUGUAACAUCAGUAUUCAUAUUCUCCAUACUGUUCUCUGCACAUUAACUAAUGUGCUGACCAGGAGAAUUUGGCUAACAAUCAAGAGGUUCUUCAGUUAAUUAUCAUUUCCUUUAUUCUCAAGACCUUAAUGUUUGAUUUAUGGGUGAUUUUGAAUGGAGAAAUAAGAUGUUAGUCACUUAGGGGCUAAAGGGUUAAAAUUCAUACCUACAGGCCUGAAGUUCUGGUACUCACAGGCUACAAGAAACAUUGGAAUCAAUAUUUUGUUGAUUGUUGUUCAGAAAUGGGGGAAACUUCAGAUGAACUUUGUGGUAAUAAUAAAUGGUUAACAGGGUUGUGUCUUCUCUGUUGUCCUACUAAAUUUGACUGCACACUAAAUAAAAAAUGUAUUUUAACCCAUUUUUUUUCUACUUAGAGGAGACUGCUGAAGCUAAGGAGGAGACACAGGAAAUAAAGGAGGAGGAUGCUGCCAACAAUGAAGGAGGCAAUGCUAGUGAACCAAGUGAAGUAGCUGCUGCUGAGGCCACAGACAGCAACGCUUCUGAAUUGACCAGUGAGCAGCAGCGUACUUAUGCAAAUCUCCAGCCAAUCUUUCUUGCCAUGGAGAUGGGACAGGAGGCAGUUAACCAGGAUCAGGAGCAGGGUCAAGAAAGUGCUACUGUAGAGAUUGGACAGCAGCAAACCACUUACAUUGCUACUACCAGUGAGCAGUUCACUCAGCCUUCCCAAGCUGCUAGUAUGCUGCUCACUAGUGCAGCCACCUCAGGGGCAGAGACUCCAGCCUCUUUGGCCUCAAUUCUACAAGAUGUUGUAUCAGGAAUGCAGAGUGGAGCAGGCUCUGUUCCAGCUGCUAUCAUCACAGAUCCAAACUCUGGAAGUGGAUCCUUCCUAAUUGUCAAUCAAAAUGGUGUACCUAUUGUCCGACCAGUUCUUGUUUCAAAUCUUCCAGCUGGAGGGGUCGGCCAAGGAAGUGCUGUGAGUGUGUCUGCUGAAACUCUGCAGGUGUUGACGGCAGGUCUUCAUACUGUUGAUGAUGGUUCUGGAGGAAGUGGCCAGGAGACAGUGACUGUUGAUGUCAGUGCUGAAGCUGAAGGUACAUUUUAUUUUAUGGCUCUUUUUAAAUGGAGUUUUCUUACAAUUGUACAAAAGUGUUUGGUGUUUCAUUGAGGGGGAAUUGCUCUUCAUAAAUGUAGUUUAAACAUAGCAAAUUGUAAAUAUUUCCAAGCAAAACUCCAAAGAUCUCAGGUUAUUUUAUCAAUCAGAAAUUUACCCUUCUAGCUACUAUACAUUUCGAGGUAGUUCAGGGUUGAAAAUUAAGGUUUUCAGUAUACAAAUUGCUUUGCUAAUACAGUGUCCCUCUUUUCAAGAUAGAAGCAGUAAAAUUUACCACCCAUAGUACCCCUAUUACCACCUAAAAUUGCUUGGAAUUCUUUAAAUUCAACUGGUAAAAGGAUUGUAUUACCAGUUUGAAAAUUUCUUUUACCUGUUGUAUGGUAAUAUAUCCCCAUUCACUCUAACAAAAGGGCUAAUGCUCAAAACAUCAUUAAGCUUUUGAAAUUCUUUACGGUGGCCAAUUUUACGCCAUCAACUCAGUUGAUAAUACUAGAUUAUCCUGAACACUGUAAUAAUUUUCUAAAUUCUCUGUUUAUGUCUGCCUGACAAUGUAUCAAUAUUUUAAGGGGGAAUGAUUCUUGUAGGUUCAAGUGGUGCUGGUGAGUUGUCAGUGGAAGCCACUGUUGAUAUUGGUGCAGAUACUGUUGCAGUGGUAGCUGGAGCUCAGGCUGUGGCACAAGGUGACAAUGGGGCUGAACUGGAAGAAGGUGAAGAAGCUGUUGGAAUACAAAGUAAGGCGUGUUUCACUCUGAAUUACAAUCAGCAAGCAUGAUGUUACAAAUUUAAGGCACUUGUAGGUUGUAUUCCAGGCAGUUAUUUGAGCACAAACAAAGCCUUAAUUGAUGUCAGCCAUAAUAGAUGUGAGACAAAUUCUUGCACGUCAAAAACUGAAAAAUGUAGAAUGUAUGCCACAUGUUAUUCUGUCCUCUCAGCAAGCUGGUUGAUUUAAGUGGUUCAUCAUUUUCAGCUUAGCUCCCUACCUAUAUUACAUUGCAAAACAAUGAUUUUACUCACCAUGCAGUACAUGUAAAAGAAUAUAUUACCAAUUUCUUUAUUGUUAACUGUGCAGAGCCCAUUGCCACUAGGGCACCAACAGGGAAGCGCAAACUAAGUGAUGGUCCAAGGGUCUGUGAACAGUGUAACAAAAGCUUCAAGUAUCCUUCAGAUCUGAAGAAACAUUUGCAGAUUCACACAGGUUAGUACCAUAAAAAGUAGUACUUCUCUCACAUUUUGCAAUGAGAAGUGGACUUGUGUAUUCUGCAUACCCUGACGCAUAAAACAAUCUGUAAACUUCAGUAAGAUUUAGAAAAUUAUAGUCAGAAUGUGCCAUGAAUUUUGCUAUCUUUAGUGUAGCUGUUUGUUGCUACCCAUCUUCACUUAGUAUGUUUGUGUCCAGCCAACAAAGUCUAAAAGGAACAGUCACCCAAGGGGAGUCCCCAAGAAAGUUGGGAUCUUCAUAUCAAUUUUCUUUACUUCUAUAUAUUUCUUAUAAUGUUUGCUUGAGAAUUUGGUGUCCAAUCACACUAUAUUUGUAUCUUUCUCUGGCUGACUAACCGAUUACUCGGGGAGGAGAUGGGAAGUACCAAAGGAAAUUUUGAUCUUUAUAUCCUUACUUUCUGCUAUUAUUAUAAAUUACUCAUGAUUUUUCUUUUGAGAUUUUGGUGUUCAAUCAAUUACACUGUAUCUUGUAGUUAAUAUUUCUCUCUUGUUUCAUCACCUCUCAGCAUGACAAUUUAUUAAUUUUAAGAGUAGUUACUUAUCUGCCUCUUCUUGGAGGGAAAGGGUUGAAUUGUUGUGGAUACUCAUAAACAACAUAUGACAAAGCUAAGAAACAUGUACCAUUAGCAGAAAAAAUUCCCAAUGUUGUUUAUCACUCUGUUCAGAUUUAACCUGCCUUGUCCUGUUUCCUUGUGUGUGUCUUUAGAUAUAAAGAAGUUUAAGUGUGAGGAUUGUGGAAGAUUCUUCCGUCGACUUCAUCAGCUCAAUGUUCACCAGAGGAUUCAUUCUGGGGAAAAGCCAUACGUCUGUAACAGGUUUGUGUGUCUGAGUGUGAUUCCUAUUCUACUUUUAUUCAAAAGUAUACAUACUUACAUACAUACCUAAUUCAAGGUAUCAAAGGUAUCCUAAAAAAAAAAAAGAAAAAGAAAAUAACGCCCUGAAAAAGAAGUUAAAGAAUUGGACCCUAUUUUAAUUAAUUUCCUGAAUUAAAAGUUAUAAGAGGAUGUAUACCCAACUGUACUGAAGUACAUGAAGCAUACAGCUAAUCAGUAAUACUAUUGUUUGUAUCAAUUCCACUGUUUCUUUGUUAAAAUUAUCCUGUUAGUUCUGUGAAAUGGAACAUUGAAACUUAAUGUUUGAUUUUUGAAGGUUAAGAGUUAGCGAAGAUUUCUAUUUAAUUUGUAAUUAUAGGAAGUUUUUUUUUCUGAAUGAGAAGUUCACUCGUGAAUCUGUUAUUAGCUUUCUUCCUUUUUUAACCUUUUAACUCUCAGAUCAAAUUUGUAAUUCUCAUUACUGUCAACCAUACAGUUCUUAUAAUGUUAGUUCAGAGAAUCUAAUAUUGGAUCAACUAAUUAUCCCCAAAGUGAUAUGUUCUUUAUUCUCAUCACUUGUCUUCUUGAUGUUGUAUUGAUGUUGUAAGGAGAAAUUCUCUCUAAGUCACAUGGGAGUUAAAGGGUUAAACUGAACUGACACUGGAUAAAGCUGAAAUGAGCGAAAGAAAAAACUGAAAAAACCUGGUCAAGAGUAGCAAACCGAACCCAAAAAAAAAAGACUCGGAAAGCUUGGAUCGAGGGAACUAUGUUUGAUGAGAGCUUUCAUCUGAACACAAUGAGAAAUCCCGUCGUUCUUGUCCUUUGUAAGAGCGUUGACGAUGAAAAAAAAUCGUUGAACAAUCAAGCGGAUUGUUGUCUGGCGAUUUCUAAAAAUUCUUAUCUGAGGUAUUGAAUGUCUCUACCUUCUACCCGGCGGUUUUUUGGAUGUGUAGCAAAUGCGUUAAACUGUUAAAAUCGGGGAAUGUGUCAUAAUCAAAUUAUCGCACUGUCUGGGCAUUUAACUGCCUUGAAGAAUGCAAGAUCUCAGCUGAUUUAAUUCGUUUGCAAGUUCCAAGUAACCUCUACGUCUCGACAAUUUUUUUAGCUUACACAGCGAUUUCUCAAAAUGUCUUGCAUUCGAGAGUAGGGUCAUUCGUUCCUUUCCCCUUUUCAUUUUUGGCCGGAAACACUUAAAGUAAGUGUGAUUGGCUUUCAGGCAAACACUUCUUAACGGUUUUUCAAGAUUAAAAGGGGGCUAUUCAAAUUUCCUUUCUUUCAGGCUUAAAUGCUCCUCGCCGGAAACACUCAAUUGUGGUCAGCUUACAGACAAAUACUAUAAAACAGUUUCUCGUGAUUUUAAAUUUACAUUUAAGUUUUUACUGUAGCGGGGCGACUCUUCUUUUGACGUCUGGUUUUCAUUUUUUACCAAAUGUAUUCACUAAUUUAUCUUAUCUGUGAUCUUAAAAUACCCUCAUGAAUCGCGUGCCCCUAGAGUUUCGACUCCUAAUGUGGUGCUAAAUCGAAACGUCCGCAAAUAAAUAAUCUUGAUUUACGACCCGGGGGUCCGGAAUGGGUUUGAAGUACAACCUUGCCAAGUGUCAAUCGUCUACGGGAAUAAUCUGGGAUUGAACUUCUUGCGUGAAUGACACGUUUUGUAUCAAACUCCGGAAAUGUGUUGUUUUUUGUGAUAGAACCGCUUCUAGAACAGCUGUUCUAAAACUUAGACAAACAAACGCAUUUCACGUCUUUUGCUUGAGAAUUCUAAAUGAACGCGUUCGUAAUGUUGUGGCUAACUGUAAUUUCGUUUUGCUUACUGCAGUAAAAACAAUGCAUUAGUUUAUGUUCGUAAGUCUUGCCGAAUUGCCUUAAUAUUAAUAAACUUUGGUUCCAUGCGGAGUUUCCGAAUUCGAUAGUAAGUAGAUUUUCACAGAUUAGACAAGAAAAAUGUAAGAAUUGUUUCAUGUUAUUCAGUUGAAGUUCAACACCAGGACUGUAAUUUUCUUAUCUUCACUUAAACUCUGAAUCCGGCUUUCGCUCGGAUUAAAGAAAGGCAAGAAAAUGGUUAUAACUCUUUAAUUGUUCUUUAAACCCUGGGUUGUUCAGAAUACGAUUGAGAUUUUUGAUGUAGUUUGAAAGCUUUCCUGACCGUUUUACCAAUUAUAUUUGAUGCUCUUCAGUUUUACCAUACUUUUGAGGUAAAAUCCCUCAAAAUAUUGAGCCUAUUGUACGCCUUCAUUAGUAGAGAUCAAUACUAAGCUCUAUAUCUAAUCCUUUAUCAACUCGUCUGUCUUUUGAACAACCGGCUCCAGGAGUACCUAAGAACUUCGGGCAAACCAACAGAGUUCCUUGUUGUGAUAUUUUCCUUUGUUCUGACUCGAACCUGUGGGUGUUUUAGCUGUGGCUUUUAAGACGCUCAACCAAUGUGCGUCAUUGGCCCAUCAACUCUCAAAGCUGAUUACCAUAUAACCUCUCCCUAUAAUAUCCAUACAUUAUCCUGCAAACAGGUGACGAGAAUACUCCAAAUAAUCAGGUAGAAGUUGUAAUCUUGAACUAACACCAAAUUAUCGUAACGAAGUGACAAGGAAACGUUUAGCAGCUAGAGGGGUGAAUUAACAAUCAGACCUUGGGAGUUAUAGGGUUAAGGAGAUGAUGCCAUCUGUAAUUAAUUUCUCCUUAACUUCAGGUGUGGCAUGGCCUUCCGUCACGACUCCACUGUCACCAUGCACAUCAGAACUCGCCAUGACCACCUGCGCCCGUUUAAGUGCGAAGUGUGCGGCAACCUGUUCGGACGACUGUCCCAUCUCAAGAAGCACAUCCGCAAAGUUUGCGGCGACAAUAAGAACAAGGAGAAGCCCAUUGCACAGUGUCGCUUUUGUGACGUCACCUUCCCGACUAAGGGAGAUUUACGCAAGCACUUACUGAACUGUGAAAAGAAAGGUGCGCUACUUUUAAAGUAAAAAUAGCUUAGUAUCUUUUCUAGCCAAGUCGUGGGAGACUCCGUCUGGAUUGUCCGAACUCCGGACUCCAGUAGUGACCGGCCCCGCAGGAAACAAGGAAUUUUGUUUCCCAAGGCCCUAAAUAUUCCCCGAGGCGAAGCAUACAAUGAAGUAAGGUUUUGUGGAAUUUCAGGGACAUCUCUUUGAUGUAACGAAAUGAUUGGAAGUACACUGCAAUGGACCAGCGUCCUGUUGGGGGGGGGGUAUAAAAUAUUACCGAAACUUGCAAGAAGAAUCAGUUUUGAUAGAAGAGCGUUUAUUUGUUUGCCAUUUGAAAUAAACUCUACCAAGAAGCACGUAGUGAAGCUGAAUAUCCGGAACAUUGACAUCCUGUAUCCAUAGCUUAUAGAGGCUGGCCGCUUUCAAGAGUGUAUGGUGUUUUGAAAACUCUGUUUGGGUGGUCGUACAUAGUGUCUUCCCCUACGAAAGGGUUUAUGAAGAAAGCUCUUUACUAUGCUACUAAGCGAAAACGGAAGGUAAACCAGUAGCAGUAUUACUAUUAGAUUUUGUAUCAACCUAAUUUUUUUCGGUAUUUCGUGUUGUACAGAAGCCAAAGUUAAGGCUAAAGAAGUCACCUUGCACAUUUGCGAAACUUGUAACAAAGAGUUCGCCAGCCCCUACAACCUACGAAGACAUCAGUUGACCCACACAGACGAGAAACCAUACCAGUGUGACGUGUGCAACAGGCAAUUCAAAGAAAAGUCGUCACUCACCAAGCACAUCAAACGAAAACAUACUGGAGUGGACCAAGGCAGUCAGACCGAUGAGACUGGUGAACAGGAGGACGGUUAUGUCAAUGUUGACGUCAUAGCCGAGUCUGCAGCGGCCAGCGGCGUCACCAUGGAAACUGAAGAAACCGUUGAAGCUGGUAUUGCCACUGAGACUGUAGAAGGAGCUUCGACCGUUGACGCCAGCUCUUUAAUUCCUGGAGAAGAAGGAGAAGUCCAAGGCGGUGCUCAGCAAGUGACUGAGGUGGUGCAGGCCAGCGGUGAGGUAGAAAUGGCCACUGUGGAGCUUCAACUCGCCAACGCCGCUGCAGGUACGGCUCAUUCACACGAUGCCUCAGCCUUACAGGCUGCGGUGGAAGCUCUGGUCUCCGCCAGCCAACAUCAGAUAGCUGGGGUGACUCAGGAAGCCAUGGAAGAAGACUCCUCCGCGGGCAAGGAUAUCUUCGAGGGAGUCACCUCCCAAGAUGCUGAGGGUGCUGCAGCACUCAUGGCGGUGUACGUGCCGGAAGUGAAACAGGCAGAAGUAAACUUGGAACUAGUGAACGUGGAUGGCUCCAAGAUGGAGUACGUGGAGACCACCGAGGAGGGAGAUCAGGAAAUGACCGCAGAAGUUGGAGAAGAAGAAAGUUGAUUGACUUCAAGACUCUUUUUUUAACGAUUACAUCUUCAUUUGAUGAGGGUAAAUGGUCGCUUCACUAAAGCGCGUUUACAGCGUUUGAGUUUUACUCAGAGCUUGUAAAAUUUGUGCUUAUAAACUGUAGAUAAAAGUAUGAACGAGUGUCCCUCUCAGCGUUGUUAAGCGGUAAACACUAUAACUCAGACUAAGGUGUUUGAGGUGUUUGCCUCAGUUAAUCAUACUUAAUCAUAUCAUUGAUCAUGCUGUGUUUUAAACUACAUAGUUCUGAUUGUAGUUGUUUAUUUUAUGCAGUGAAACGUGCGUUGACGCGAUAAAUAUAAACAUGGAGUGGUUAAACAGUGGUUGCAUUAAAGACAUAAGGAUCUAAACUUCUAACAGUAUUCUGGGCUCUAGUUACUCAGUAAAUAGAGAGUUACUUUCUCGUGACGGCCAUUUGAUUAAGUUGCUUUGAAAUGUUUUAAACAAAUGUGUUACCCUUUUUCAAAACUAUGUGACUUUUAUCAACACGAUUAUUUACGUAUAACUUUUUCCUGCAAUAUUGAUACAGUUUCAUUGUAUAAGUAAGGACAGCUAAUCAAUCUAUCAACUUUAGGUUUUGUUUUAAAGAUGACUACCUAAAUCAGUCCUCAGAUUGAGCGACAUGAAGACAAGCGAGGAGGAUUAAGCGCUUACAUUUGGGGGUUGAGAACAUUGAGGCUUUUUUUUUUCUUUCCGAAAUGAAAUUAGCGAAAGUUUUAUACGACGUCCUCUGUUAAAAACUUGCAGGAUUUGAUGUAGUUACUUUGAAGUAUGCUCUUACAGCUUUCUCAGCAUUGUAGAUCGUGGGAAAGCUUAGAGAAUUAAUUUAAUUUUGUUAAUCUGGACUUAUGCGAGGAUGAUCACUAUUAUUAAGUAAAUCUUAAUCUUUAGUUUCACAGUUACACUAUUUUGUCAGAAGCUUUGGCAUAUGCAAAACCAAAUGUUAAGCGGAUGACUGAUAACUUCAUGCUUUCCAAGCUUAGAGAAUGUCUUUAUCCGUAGUACAUUCCACACACGAAAUUGUGUUCCUGGUACAUUGUAACGAUCAGAAAACAUUAUGGUUGAUUUAUAUUAUCUAACUGACCGCCAAGAAGUUGAAAUGUAUUUACGUUAAAUGAUUGGGAAUUAAAGACUUACACUAAACUUAGUAACUUUCUGGUGGCUACGUACUGAGUCUAUCUGAAAGCCAGCAAAGAGAAGAAGAGAGAGAGGCCAGCUUGAAUUUUUUACACCCAAACAUCAGCAUGUAUUUUCUCCACACUAUUUUCUAUACAUUUCCUAAGGUGC